This is a messenger RNA of Mytilinidion resinicola, 1048 nucleotides long. Its product is annotated as putative 40S ribosomal protein S4-B. The record is from RefSeq and is a predicted model, not a curated record. The transcript has 6 exons. NCBI's taxonomy places the organism in Eukaryota, Fungi, Ascomycota, Dothideomycetes, Mytilinidiales, Mytilinidiaceae. Gene Ontology annotation, biological process: translation. Gene Ontology annotation, cellular component: cytosolic small ribosomal subunit; ribosome. Bases 72 to 848 code for a protein of 258 amino acids. Gene Ontology annotation, molecular function: structural constituent of ribosome; RNA binding.
CUUUGAUUACCGAACUUCAACCCAGCCAACUUCGACACUCCUCCACCAUCGCCUCUGAUUAAACCGCAAUCAUGGGUAGAGGACCAAAGAAGCACCAGAAGCGCCUCAGCGCGCCCUCGCAUUGGCUCUUGGACAAACUUUCGGGCACCUAUGCUCCCCGAGCCUCGCCCGGUCCACACAAGCUCCGCGACUGCAUGCCGCUCAUCGUCUUCCUCCGCAACCGUUUAAAGUAUGCACUCAACGGCCGCGAGGUCAAGGCCAUCGUCAUGCAGCGUCUCAUCAAGGUCGACGGCAAGGUCCGAACCGACGCCACCUACCCGACCGGCUUCAUGGACGUGAUCACCAUUGAGAAGACUGGCGAGAGCUUCCGAUUGGUCUACGACACCAAGGGCCGUUUCACAGUGCAUCGCAUCACCGCCGAGGAGGCCGCAUACAAGCUGGGCAAAGUCAAGCGGGUUCAGCUUGGAAAGGGCGGCAUCCCAUUCUUGGUUACGCACGAUGCACGAACGAUCCGGUACCCCGACCCGGCGAUCAAGGUCAACGACACGAUCAAGAUCGAUCUUACCACUGGCAAGAUCACGGACUUCAUCAAGUUCGACACUGGUGUCAUCGCCAUGGUGACUGGUGGCCGUAACAUGGGCCGUGUGGGUGUCGUCACCCAUCGCGAACGCCACGACGGAGGCUUCAACAUUGUCCACAUCAAGGAUGCGGUUGAUAACGAGUUCGCUACCCGCGAAGGCAACGUCUUCAUCAUCGGCAGCGAGAAGCCAUGGAUCAGCCUGCCCAAGGGCAAGGGUGUUAAGCUCUCGAUUGCCGAGGAGCGCGACCGCCGCCGUGCGCACGCUUAGGCUGGGCACUGAGCGUUCGGCAUGGGGAGUAAUGCCAACGGUGGGGUGGCGGAGAGUUGGACGGUGCUUCUUGCUAUGGUGCGGGAGCCAUCUGUUAUACCAGUCCGCGUGCUGGCAGGAAGACGGCGUUGAAGGACGGCAAAAUGCUAGCACACCCAUAGUGACAAGCGAAGGAGCCCAAAGAAGCUUCCAAACUCGAG